UCCUUUCCUAACUUUCCCUCUCCCACUCCCACUAUCUCUCACAUCUGGAGGGUAGCUGGAGUGGCUGUGUGACUCUUCAAAUGCUAUGGGACUGCGUGUGUUUGGACUGGACGUCAGACUUCAGAGCCUUUCAGCAGACACCGAUCACAAGGGUCCUUACAAUUGGUGAGACGUGACGCUCUACACCCAGAAGAGAGAGAAGAAAAAGACAGCUUUCUAUUGUUGUCGUUCUGCAGUGAACAUGGCCUUUCCCAAGCAUUCCAUCCUGCUCGCCCUCAGUGUGCUGCUCUUGGCUGCGCUGUUGGUGCGUUGCCAGGCCCCUCUCGAUCCAGAGGAGGAAGAGGAGGAAGAGACUACCAUCACAACGGCGGUGACGAAAUCUGAGCCACUUGACUGUCCGGCAGACUGCAGCUGUACGGCAGAGGGGGCAGUGGACUGUGCCGGAGUCGACCUCACAGAGUUUCCCCCCGAGCUGUCUGAGAAGACCCGCCAGCUCUCUCUGCAGAACAACAAAAUCGAGGAGAUAACAGUGGAGCAUAUUUCUCAUCUGCAUCAGCUUGAGACCCUCAACCUUCAAAACAACUGGCUCACCACAGACGGCAUUGAGGAUGAAGGCUUUGAGAUGCUGGAACAGCUGGCUUAUUUAUACUUGGCAAACAACAAGCUCACCUCGGCACCAAUGGUCUUACCACCCUCUUUGGUCAGCGCUGACUUUGCUGCUAAUCAACUUACAAAGAUUUACCCAUAUACAUUUGGCCAUAAACCAAAACUAAGGUCAGUGUACCUCCAUAACAACAAGCUGACUGAUGCAGGCCUUCCUGAACAUAUGUUUAACGCUUCAGACAACCUGGAGAUCCUCACCAUGUCAAGCAACUUCCUGCGGGUCGUCCCAAGGAACCUGCCCCCCUCCCUGUACCGUCUUCAUCUGAAGAGCAACAAACUGGAGAAAAUCCCAGCUGGAGCUUUUGAUGACUUGCCAAACCUCAGAGAGCUGUAUCUUCAGAACAACCUCCUCAGCAACGAGGGCAUGGACAACGAGACUUUCAGCCAGCUGAGCAGUCUGGAGUGUCUUGACUUGUCAAAUAACAACCUGAGCGUUGUCCCUAAGGGCCUGCCUCGCAAUCUAGUGCUGCUGCACUUGGAGAAGAACUCCAUCCGCAGCAUCCCUGGAGAUGCUCUUACUUCUGUUCGAAACCUCGAGUACCUGCUUCUCCACAAUAACAAACUCCGCUCACGUUCAAUCCAUCCAGCUGCCUUCCAGGGCUUAAAGAAGCUUCACACUCUCCACAUGUACAACAAUUUGCUGGAGCGGGUUCCCAGGGGUUUGCCCCGGAGGGCGAAGACCCUUAUGCUACUCCACAACUCCAUCUCUGAAAUUGGCCGCAACGAUCUGGCCCUACUGUACACUCUGACCGAGCUCAACCUCAGCUACAACAAGCUGACCAGCUCCAGGCUGCACCGAGACGCUUUCAGGAAGCUGAGAAUGCUGGAAACUCUUGACCUGUCAGGAAACAGCCUCUACUCGCUGCCUAUGGGACUUCCUCGCAGCUUGCAGGUGCUCGAAAUCAAGAACAAUCAGCUGAGCUCCAUUCCAGAUGGAGCGCUGACCGGCAUGGAGAAGCUGAAAAAAUUCAUCCUGAGUGACAACCAGCUUAAACUGAACUCCGUCUACCAGGGAGCCUGGAUGGAGCUCAGUGCACUUAAAACACUGGACCUGUCUGGCAACUUGCUGACACACAUCCCCUCUGAUCUGCCGGAGUCUCUGGAGUACCUUUACCUGCAGAGUAACCGCAUCGCCACCAUUCCUGAGACAGCAUUCGAAGGCACUCCAAACAUUAAAGGCAUCUUCCUUCGGUUUAACCGCCUGUCUGUGGACACUGUCGACGAGAGCUCUUUCGCACACCUCACCAAUUUACAAGUGUUGGACAUCGGCACAGGAAACAGCAACCUCUCGUUUAAAAAAGAUGAGAUGGAGGAAAUGGAGGAGGAGGAAACAUAAAUGCUUCUCAAUUAAAAUGACAUUGGACUGCAUUACGUCAUGGACAGGAAGGGUUAUAAAAGGAGGUGAACCUGUGAAUGUCAUUUCCCAGGUAUAUUAAUGUAUUGUGUUGAGAGGUACAUAUUUCUGGUGCAGGAUACCGGAGGAGUAUUUUCCAUUUUUGGGCUGGUUUAUGUUACAUAUCUUGAUAUCUAAACUAAUAGUUUAACUGGUGUAAAGCAACAGUUUUUUUCUAAAGAGUACCGAGGGAUGAGUCCUAAAACUUGGAAAUGAAUGAGUAUUCAAGUCCUCCAGGUUCAUGUAAAGUGUUUGGAUUUUUAAAAUUCUGUUGACAGCAUGCACUCAGCUCUGCAGGAUAUUAUCAGUCUUCCUCACACAAAAGACAUUGAGUCUGUCUUGUCCUGAUUCUGCCACUGGAUCAGUCCUUUUCUGUCCCAUGUGGUCCAGUGCAUCCUCAUUCAUUCCCCCCUGUGUCUGUGCUGGUGUAGGCUGGUGGUGAUCUGGGGCAGCGGCAGGUUGUUCACCGCUGCUUGGAUUAAUUAUCGCCGCAUGUAGCAGCACCUGGCUCCUCUUAAAUGCUAGAUUUUUCCAGAGGGGUCUGGCUGCAGACCUUCCAUCUCAGACAGAACUCUGGCAGACAGCUUAUGAGGGAUGCCGCAUAUCUCAGAACGCAUUUGUCUGUUGUAAAAUGAUAGGUCGGCCUUUAAAACAGAUUAAGAUGUUACAAAGUAAAGUGGCUUGCUGUGUUAGGUUACAUUGUGACUAACUUCCUGUCUUGUAUGUAUGCAACCAAUGAUUCAGAUCAAAAUAGCCUUUUGCAAUGCAAACAGGCAUACAUGCUUAUUUACAAUACAAGAACUUUAUUUAUCCCCGAAGGGAAAUUCAAUCGUCUGGGAUUCUCGUCUGUUUACUGUAGAAUUAUAAAGUCUAAUAGCUGAUGGUAUGAAAGUUCUUCUAAAUCUUUCCGUCCUGCAGUGCAGGGAUAGGAGCCGUCCACCACCGUUAUUUCUUUGCUCACUGAGGGAGAUAUGAAGUGGAUGAUCCAUGUUUUCUCAGAAUGGCCUCCACCUUGCUCAGUGCGCGUCUCUCCACCUCAUC
Molecule: messenger RNA, 3097 nt
Organism: Cheilinus undulatus (humphead wrasse)
Lineage: Eukaryota; Metazoa; Chordata; Actinopteri; Labriformes; Labridae
Gene: podn
Product: podocan
Exons: 12
Coding region: 242-1999 (585 amino acids)
Molecular function (GO): protein binding
Source: RefSeq, a predicted model, not a curated record